GCUUGACAAAUUAAAAAGUGGUUCUUUCUUUAUGUUUAAAACAGAUUUCAUUUUACCAGCAAAAAGAAAACAUGUAUCAGAUCCUGAUCUUAUGCCAAUAGAAGAAUCACUUUGGGUAGACAAAUAUGAACCAAAUGACGAGACAGAUAUUUGUAUGCGAGCAGACAAGAUCAAAGAAAUAAAGUCUGCUAUUCUACAUUCGUCUGUGGGUGAUCAACAACAAGAGACUAAACUAUUGAUAUUAUCAGGACCUUCUGGCUGCGGGAAGAGUACACUUAUAAGACUGCUGAGUAAAUCUAUGCCUUUUGAACUGAUAGAAUGGAAAUACCCUUCAACAGACUAUGAUCUAGACAACUAUGUAAAUAUAAUGAAUCAAUUUCAACACUUUUUAAACCUGUCCAUCAGAAGAGAUACAAUGCAACAAUAUCAAAAAAAGAGUAAAAUGAAAGUUAUCUUUGUAGAUGAUAUACCUGAUAUUACUACACCUCAAGUCAAGCGAGAUUUUCAUUCUAUCUUGUCCAACUGCUUAAACACACCUAUACGAUUCUUACUUGUGCUGGUCAUUAGUGGUGCAUGGAUGGAAUCAUCACAUAAGCGUACUUAUGAUACAAAACUCAAUAAUCUGAUUGAUAUUACACCUCAGGAAUUCGAAUAUGAUAAACGGGUGAAGCAUAUCAAACUGAAGCCAGUCAACAAGACAUGUAUGACAAAAGCAUUAAAUAGAGUCAUUCAUGGACAAGAUAUCUACAUGUCGAAAGAUCAAUUGAAUGACUUGAUUGAAACAAGCGAUGGUGACCUAAGAUCAGCCAUUAACAACCUACAGUUCUAUGCUAAGCGCAAUCAACACUAUACAAAAAGAAGAAAGACGUUUGAUGAAAAGAUAGGCCCAUUGGAUCUAUUUCAUGCUGUAGGCAAAGUGCUUUAUGCAAAGAGACAUGCUGAUCAUACCCUCCAAUCUAAACCAGAGCAUAUUUUAAACAAACUGCCUAUGGAUCCUGAUCUAUUCAGUACUUAUUUGCAUCAAAACUGCUUAGUGUUUUUUGAAGAUAUUGACUCUGUGGCCAAAUCAUUUGACUACCUAAGUCUGGCAGACACAAUUCGGUCUUCACUGGACUGGCAAGACGAUCAAGCAAGUCUGUAUCGAAGUCUAGUCACAAUGCAUGGUCUUAUGGAAAGACCUACUCGAACCACUUCAAAUCGAUUUUAUGCUAUGCAAAAACCAGACAUGUUUGAUGCUCAAUUAGCCAUGCGACAAAAGAAGAGUCAAGACUAUUACCGUGAAUGGAUGGCUUCUGUAGAAUGUCGCUCAAAGCCAUUUGAACAACAAGAUCAACAGGUAGCAUUAGAUGACCCUGUGCAGGACUUUAGUGAAGACGAAUUUGAUGACAUGUAUGGUGAUGGAUCUGAUUUGGCUUUAUUAGACAUGUAUUAAAGCUUGUAUUGAAUCCCUGCUUCUUUCAAGAUCUUUUCGAGUUUACCAGACUUAUAGGCAGCUUUAAGGGCGUCUGAGCC
Molecule: messenger RNA, 1512 nt
Organism: Gilbertella persicaria
Lineage: Eukaryota; Fungi; Mucoromycota; Mucoromycetes; Mucorales; Choanephoraceae
Product: Rad17 cell cycle checkpoint protein-domain-containing protein
Exons: 5
Coding region: 32-1432 (466 amino acids)
Biological process (GO): DNA damage checkpoint signaling; mitotic DNA replication checkpoint signaling; DNA repair
Molecular function (GO): chromatin binding
Source: RefSeq, a predicted model, not a curated record